CGCAAGAUUGCUCGAGACAGAUAUGUCAGAGCGUACACCAGCACCUUACGCUCCAAGAUCGGUUUAUGGAUACGCUAUGUACAUAGGAUCGAAUAUGCUGUUAUUAUUAUAUUUAGUAUGGGCGUUUGUACCCGAGGAAUUUUUACAUGAAAAAUUGGGACUUACAUACUGGCCCUCGAAAUACUGGGCAGUGGCUCUUCCAGUUUGGAUUUUAACAGCUAUCGCUGUAUUUGCAUUUGCUAUUUAUCCAGCUAUAAAUAUAAGUAUGACACCGAAUAUCGAUGAUUUAAGAACAAUUACGGACGAAUAUUGUUUAGAGCGACGUGAAAGCAUACCCGGUGGUAUUCCUCCAGUUUCUGAUAUUCCAAUUACAGAAGUUUGUAGAAAAUUAUAUUUACAAAACGAUUAAAAUAAAAGAAUAUUUUUCAAAAAA
Messenger RNA from Ceratosolen solmsi marchali, 433 nucleotides. RefSeq names its product phosphatidylinositol glycan anchor biosynthesis class P. The transcript has a single exon. Bases 23 to 409 code for a protein of 128 amino acids. NCBI's taxonomy places the organism in Eukaryota, Metazoa, Arthropoda, Insecta, Hymenoptera, Agaonidae. Gene Ontology annotation, molecular function: phosphatidylinositol N-acetylglucosaminyltransferase activity. Gene Ontology annotation, biological process: GPI anchor biosynthetic process. The record is from RefSeq and is a predicted model, not a curated record. Gene Ontology annotation, cellular component: endoplasmic reticulum.